Messenger RNA from Jatropha curcas, 1919 nucleotides. It is a transcript of the gene SPHK1, whose product is annotated as sphingosine kinase 1. The record is from RefSeq and is a predicted model, not a curated record. Lineage: Eukaryota; Viridiplantae; Streptophyta; Magnoliopsida; Malpighiales; Euphorbiaceae. Gene Ontology annotation, cellular component: intracellular membrane-bounded organelle; membrane; cytoplasm. Gene Ontology annotation, molecular function: lipid kinase activity. Gene Ontology annotation, biological process: phosphorylation; sphingosine biosynthetic process.
UAUAAACCAAACCGCACUAACAAGAAGCGAAACGAACUAACUACCUUGUAGAUGGAUGAGUCUGAGAGCACGCCCGAGCUCAUUAUGUCCGACCGGGUCACCGUCAACGGAACCAUUACCGAGUUGACUCUAACUGCAGACGGAAAGCUCCAGUGGACGGAGAGAGGUCAACGGUGUUUGACCAUCGAAAAGGAGGUGCUUGGAUUUGUAAUUGAGGGAGCUAAAAUAAGGAUCAAGGCUAUUGUGGAUAGCGGAGAUGGCAUCUGCUGUGGAGGCAGUAAGGGAGCUCUGGUGAGGAAGGAUUUCGUAUUCCAGUCUCUGCAUGAGGACUCGCCGAGAGUUUGGUGCCAUCGUCUCCGCGAUUACAUCGACUCUCUCGGUCGACCAAAGAGGCUGUUUAUAUUUGUGAAUCCAUUUGGGGGAAACAAAUCUGCAACAAAGGUUUUUCUUGAUGUAGUAAAACCGUUACUUGAAGAUGCUGAUAUACAAAUUACAGUGCAAGAAACCAAACAUCAGCUCCAUGCCAAGGAGGUUGCUAGCACCCUUGAUCUUACCAAAUAUGAUGGCAUUGUUUGUGUUAGCGGAGAUGGUAUCCUUGUUGAGGUGGUAAAUGGACUUUUAGCAAGAGAAGACUGGAGUGAUGCAAUAAAGGUGCCUCUUGGAAUGGUUCCUGCAGGUACAGGAAAUGGAAUGGUAAAGUCUCUUCUUGAUUCAGUUGGUGAACCUUGUAAACCAUCUAACGCCAUACUUGCAAUAAUACGAGGCCAUAAGUGUUCACUGGAUGUAGCUACUAUCUUACAGGGAGAAACCAAAUUUUUCAGUGUCCUGAUGCUUUCUUGGGGUUUGGUAGCAGAUGUUGACAUUGAGUCAGAAAAGUACAGGUGGAUGGGAAGUAUUCGGCUUGAUUUUUAUGCUCUGCAACGGAUAUUCCACCUCAGGCAUUAUAACGGGAGUAUUUCUUUUGUGCCUGGACCUGGCUUUGAAACUUAUGGAGAACCAACUAAUUAUAAUGCUGAAUUUGCUGGAAAACAGAAUAUUUGCAAUCCCAGCCAAGAACAGCCUGUUAAGGCACAACAACGUGGUUACCAGGGAUCAGAUGCUGACUUGAUCAGUCUGGAUUGGAGGACAAUCAGUGGGCCAUUUGUUUCAAUCUGGCUCCAUAAUGUACCUUGGGGUGGGGAGGAUAUCAUGGCAGCGCCUGAUGCAAAGUUCUCGGAUGGUUAUUUGGAUUUAAUACUCAUCAAGGAAUGCCCAAAAUUACCCUUGCUAAAAUUGAUGACCGAGAUGAGUAGUGGAGGUCACGUCAAAUCACCCUAUGUCAUAUACAUUAAGUUUGAUGCACAUUGCUUGGAUUAUGUUGAGAGUUGAUGUUUGUAAAUUUUGGAUUUAUCCUUAAAUGUUGGAAUGGAUAUAGGGACUGAGAAAUCCUUGUAUAUGAAUGUAUUCAUCUCGUGUUUUGCAACAAACGGCAGGUGAAAGCUUUCAUACUGGAACCUGGUCCUCGCGCUGAGGAUCCAACCAAGGGAGGGAUCAUAGAUGUAGAUGGUGAGGUACUUGCCAGAGGAAAUGGAUCAUAUAAGUGUGAAGAGAAGACUUUGAUGGUCUAUGACAAGCUUCAAAUAACAGUAGACAAAGGUUUAGCUACUCUAUUUUCUCCGGCAUGACAAAUCAAGAAGUUUCAUAUGUACUUGAUAUCAUAAUUUCAUUGGAUUUUACAAUUGGAAUGGAAGUUUCAUCACCUGUCAUUAUUAUUAUUAUUAUUUUAAAUGUAUAUAUUUUACAUGUAUAUAACCACAAAUGGGAAAAUAAUACAGCAAUGAAAAUGAGAUUGUAAAGGAAAUAGUAACAUUCUUUAACUGGUCGCUGGCUGCCUAGGGCCUAGGGCUUUAUAUGAAUCCAGGUUUGUUGAGUUGAGCUCA